UCUGAUUGGUCAGUGCGGGAUUUCAAACCCGAGCUGGCGGCUGGCUGCUGUUCUUCCGUUGGGAGUCGUGCAGGAGUCCGGGUGACCGCGGCCGGGCCUCGGGGACCCGGUGAAGCCGGCGCCGGAGGCUGAGCGGAGAGAAGGAUGGAUACUACUAUGCUGAAUUUGCGGAAUUUGUUUGAGCAGCUUGUACACCAGGCGGAGAUUCUCAGUGAAGGAAAUGAACUGCAAUUCAUGCAGUUGGCAAAGAACUUUGAGGAUUUCCGUAAAAAGUGGCAGAGGAUAGACCACGAACUGGGAAAAUACAAGGACCUUUUGAUGAAAGCAGAGACUGAGCGUAGUGCUCUGGAUGUUAAAUUGAAGCACGCACGCAAUCAAGUGGACGUAGAGAUCAAACGGAGACAGCGAGCUGAAGCUGACUGUGAAAAGCUGGAAAGACAGAUUCAGCUGAUUCGAGAGAUGCUCACGUGUGACACAUCUGGCAGCAUUCAACUAAGCGAGGAACAGAAAUCAGCCCUGGGUUUCCUCAACAGAGGCCAACCAUCCAACGGCAAUGCUGGGAACAAAAGACUGUCAACCAUUGAUGAGUCCGGUUCCAUUUUAUCAGAUAUCAGCUUUGACAAGACUGACGAAUCACUGGAAUGGGACUCUUCUUUGAUAAAGACCUUCAAACUGAAGAAAAGAGAAAAAAGGCGCUCUAGCCGGCAGUUUACUGAUGGUCCACCUGGGCCUGCAAAGAAAACCCGUUCCAUUGGUUCCACAGUAGACCAGGGGAACGAAUCCAUAGUGGCAAAAACCACAGUGACUGUUCCUAACGAUGGUGGACCCAUUGAAGCAGUGUCCACCAUUGAAACUGUACCAUAUUGGACCAGGAGCCGAAGGAAAGGACCAGGUACUUUACAACCUUGGAACAGUGACUCCACCUUAAGCAGCAGGCAACUGGAGCCAAGACCUGAGACUGACAGCUCCAGCACGCCGCAGAAUAACGGAGGGAUGCGCCUCCAUGACUUCGUCUCCAAGACGGUUAUUAAGCCUGAAUCUUGCGUCCCAUGUGGAAAGCGGAUAAAAUUUGGCAAACUGUCUUUGAAGUGUCGAGACUGUCGUGUUGUCUCUCAUCCAGAAUGUCGGGACCGGUGUCCCCUUCCCUGCAUUCCUACACUGACUGGAACACCUGUCAAGAUUGGAGAGGGCAUGCUGGCAGAUUAUGUGUCCCAUACUGCUCCAAUGAUCCCCUCCAUAGUUGUCCAUUGUGUAAAUGAGAUUGAGCAGAGAGGGCUGACGGAGACAGGCUUAUAUCGGAUCUCGGGCUGUGACAGGACAGUAAAAGAACUGAAAGAGAAAUUUCUCAGAGUGAAAACUGUACCGCUGCUCAGCAAGGUGGAUGACGUCCAUGCAGUCUGUAGUCUCCUGAAAGACUUCCUUCGGAACCUCAAAGAACCCCUUCUUACCUUUCGGCUGAACAAGACCUUUAUGGAAGCUGCAGAACUCACAGAUGAGGACAACAGCAUAGCUGCCAUGUACCAGGCAGUUGGUGAGCUGCCCCAGGCCAACAGGGACACAUUAGCUUUCCUCAUGAUUCACUUGCAGAGAGUGGCUCAGAGCCCAGACACUAAAAUGGAUGUUGCCAAUCUGGCUAAAGUCUUUGGCCCUACAAUAGUUGCCCAUGCUGUGCCUAAUCCAGAUCCAGUGGCAAUGUUACAGGACAUCAAGCGGCAACCUAAGGUGGUUGAGCGCCUUCUUUCACUGCCCCUAGAAUACUGGAGUCAGUUUAUGAUGGUGGAACAAGAGAAUAUUGACCCAAUGCAUGUAAUUGAAAACACAAAUGCCUUUUCAACACCACAGACGCCAGAUGUUAAAGUGAGUUUACUGGGGCCGCUGACCACUCCUGAACAUCAGCUUAUCAAGACGCCUUCAUCCAGCUCCCUGUCACAGAGAGUCCGCUCCACUCUCACGAAGAACACCCCCAGAUUUGGAACCAAAAGCAAGUCCGCCACCAACUUAGGACAAGGCAAAUUUUUUGCUUCUCCGUUGCUUAAGUGAAGUCACGUCUCCUGCUAGUUCCCAGCGCUUACUGAUGGCAAGGACGGGCGCACCUGUACUCUCUGCUCUGCAGCCGCCUGUACUCAUCACUACUUUUAGCAUUCUCCAGGCUUUUAAUCAAGUCUAAUUGUGCAUGGGGGUUUUAUUAUAACUAUAUAUAUCUGCCUCCUCCCUAACUCAUGUAAUAGCAACACCUUGUACUAUCUUUGUGGGGAUCUCUCUGGGAGAUCUUUACAGGGUAAGAUGGGUAGUAUGAAUUUUGUUGUGAUUCUUUUUAGGCUAGGGGCCAUAUUUUUUGGCUUUAAGCCAGAUACUGUUCAUGGGAUGACCUUUCUCUGGUACUUAGAACUAAUUUCCAUGACACAAGCUCUGCGUCUUUAGUAAGAUCGACUGUUCUCAGAGUAGGAGGUGGAAAGGCAGAGUAGAGAAGUUUGGACAGAGAAAUUAGAAUGACUGCUGAGAAUAUAGAAGUUCUCUUUCCUCCAUUAUAAAACAAUCUGUAACUUGGAACCUUCAUUUAAAAAAAAACUAAAAAAAAAAAAAGGA
Molecule: messenger RNA, 2586 nt
Organism: Erinaceus europaeus (western European hedgehog)
Lineage: Eukaryota; Metazoa; Chordata; Mammalia; Eulipotyphla; Erinaceidae
Gene: RACGAP1
Product: Rac GTPase activating protein 1
Exons: 17
Coding region: 145-2040 (631 amino acids)
Biological process (GO): signal transduction
Source: RefSeq, a predicted model, not a curated record